Oryzias melastigma (Indian medaka) is the source of this 3529-nucleotide messenger RNA. It is a transcript of the gene senp6a, whose product is annotated as SUMO specific peptidase 6a. The transcript has 23 exons. Gene Ontology annotation, molecular function: SUMO-specific endopeptidase activity. The record is from RefSeq and is a predicted model, not a curated record. Gene Ontology annotation, cellular component: nucleus; cytoplasm. Lineage: Eukaryota; Metazoa; Chordata; Actinopteri; Beloniformes; Adrianichthyidae. Gene Ontology annotation, biological process: regulation of spindle assembly; regulation of kinetochore assembly; protein desumoylation. The coding region runs from base 79 to 3318 and encodes 1079 amino acids.
GUAGUGACGUCUACUUCCGCUCUACGGCAGAGGAGCUGGGCUCCGUUUCAUACCGUUUAUUUGCUGUCUCAGUGGUUGAUGAGUUACGCUUAUGAGGCAGAUCAUGGCGUAAACAUGGCCCACAAUAGAAGCUUUUUCCUCGAAGCCCUGGAUAGAUCAGAGACCAGGCGAGAUGGAGGCUUCAAGCACAGCUGGAGCUUUUCUCCUCCUAGUGACAGUGAAGAAGAGAAGCUAAACGAUGGGAGUGUGAUAAGUGUGGAGGAGAUGCAGCAGCCCACCUCCCCUGAUGAGAAAAAGCCUCCAUCUUUAAGGCACUUCACUUCAUCCAACCCCAUAAGAACCUAUGAGAAGAGGGUGAAUAAUCACAUGAGGCCUCUGAACAAGCUGACUCCCAAAAAGCUCAGCAGCAGCGAUGUUCCUCUUGAAGCAGCAACGUCGUCCCCAACGCACAACAGAGCAAAUUACUACAUCUUCUCUCCGCCUCAUCAAGGAAUCUUUUUGCAAGGUCGGCAUUUUCAGCACGCACAGCUGCCAUCGACCGUGAAGAAGCCCGUCCAAAGAAAUGACUUUUUGCCCACACAACAAAACUUGGAAGUGGACAGCAUCGUCCUCACCUGCCAAGAGAGCCCAGAGGAUGACACCUUAAACAUUAAGCGUCGAGUCCUACAGAGGAGGAAGUCGGACAUUUCUAAAUUUUCCACACCAGUCGAACAAACAGAGGCUCCGCAGUCGACUGUCUACUAUGCUGUGUGCCUGAAGUGCAACAAGCCAAGCGAGGACAGCACUAAGUGUCAUAACUGCAGCAGCAGUGCAUCACUAUUCCCCCGUCAGCCGGCCACGCUGUCAUCUUUGACCCCCAGACCUCCAAUCAGACCCCAAACCUCCCGCAGCCCCAACAGCCUUCAGCAGAACUUUUGCAAACCGGGUACCACCAUCAAGCUACCCGGUGGGGAGGCCGCACCUGUGCGUGCCACGAGCGUGCUGGGAUCACAGAUGCCUUCGAGUGACGGCACGGCGGCGGUGGUGGGGCGAUCGUCCAAAGGGAAGAGGACGACGGUGAAGCAGCACGAGCUCAACGAUCCCAUCGUUCUUUCCAGCGACGAGGAAGAGGACGAGGCCGACAAUGCCAGCACAGGAAGUGUCAACAGACUGGACAGCGUUUCUCCUCGACCCGCCGACUCGGCGCACUCCUCCCCGGUGCCGUCUGGGGGCAGGGUGGACGCGGAGGUGAAGAGCACCGAAGCUCAGGAAGAGAUCAGCACCGAGUUCUUUGAAGACGUCAACAUAAAGAUCACGAUACCACGGAGAACCCGGAUGAAGGAUCAGUUUGGAAAUCAGCUCCCUGAGCAGCUUCCACCAAGAGCAAAGAAGCCCAAAGUCACGCCCAACAGGUGUGAAAGCAUCAUCCUGGAGUGCCGGAGCAUUAGAAUAGGGAGCCUGCGAAGGAUGGUGAAAAAGCCUGUAGUUUUUUCUGUUGACAACAUUCAGCUGGAAACACAAGGUCCGGUCAGCGACAGCAUAGAGAAGGUCUGCCUCCAGACGUCCGAGCUCAUUAGCUGCGAGUGGUGCUGCGUCCGGAAGCUUCCCGUCUUGUUCUUUCAAACGACUCCAGAAGAGUGCCUCCGCCUUCGCACGCAGCUCAACAUGUCCAAGGAGAAUGGAGGUCAUUGGUACGACUGCGCCGGGAACGCGUCAGACGAGAAGUACAUCGUUCUGAUCUUUGAGAACGGCCUAGCGUUGAAGGAGCAGAUCAUCCUGGAGGACAUUUUGACAGCGAUCGGCACAACCAACCACCUCAGCGACUUCCCGACCAAAUUGACGUUUGACGAGGCCAACGUUCGUCUGGUUAACUACAACAAGUCAUCGAACCAGAAGAGCGAGAAGGAAAAAUCCGUUCCGAACUCUCCCAGCUUCACCCACGUUCCCUCCGUGUCGCCGGUAAGCGUAGCUGGACGCACACGGAUGGCCACCCGCCAGACCAGUUCUUACCUUGAGGAUGAAGACGAAGACAUGACGGACCUGCAACCCACUUUCUCUGGACCAAUUGUGAAGUUAAUGGUUUACCCUCCCCCUCCAGCCAAAGGUGGGAUAACAGUAACUAACGAAGACCUCCACUGCCUUAAUGAUGGUGAAUUCCUGAAUGAUGUUAUCAUAGACUUUUAUUUAAAAUAUUUAGUUUUAGAGAAAUUGAAAAAGGACGACGCACAAAGAAUCCACGUGUUCAGCUCCUUUUUUUACAAAAGACUGAACCAGAGAGAGCGACGGAACGCCCCAGACGCCACCAGCCUGCCGAUCCAGAAGAGAAAGCACAACAGGGUGAAGACGUGGACUCGACAUGUGGACCUGUUCCAGAAGGAUUUCAUUUUUGUUCCUAUAAAUGAAUCAGCUCAUUGGUACUUGGCAGUCAUCUGCUUUCCGGGCCUGGAAGGUCCAGUGUUUGAGAAGAACCCGCUCUACUGUGGCUCGACGCCAGCCUCCAGCUCGGCGCCAGAGCUCCAGUCGGAGGACAGCAUCCCAGACCACUGCCGCCCCCUGUCUCCAGAUGGAGACUGCCUGGACAGCUCGUCGGAGUUGGAAUCCCCCGAGGCUCCGGGUGGGUCUGCAGAGGGUCAGAGCGUCUUCAACCCGGAGAAUUUCGGCGAGGAAGCUCAGGAGUCGCUGGGCAACGGCCAGACUGAACCCGAGCCGCACUACUCAAGUGAACUGCACAGAAUCAGUCUAUGCUACGGUUCAGGGAAAGAAGACGACACUUACACCUUCUCUGAUGACCAAAGCUCCUGUCAGGAUGAGUGCAGUGAAGACGGCGCUCUGGCUGAAGAUGGAGUCGCUGCCGACGUCUGCGGUCUGGCCUCAAAACCAACCAUCUGCAAACAACCUUGUAUUCUCAUCAUGGACUCACUGCGGGGUCCCACUAGGUCCACGGUGGUGAAAACUCUCAGAGAAUACCUGGAGGUGGAGUGGGAGGUGCGCAAAGGCACCCAGCGAAGCUUUAGUAAGGAGGUGAUGAAGGGCUCCAGUCCACGUGUGCCUCAGCAGGACAACUUCAGCGACUGUGGGGUUUACGUCCUGCAGUAUGUGGAGAGCUUCUUUGAGAAUCCUCUUCCCAGUUUCCAUCUGCCCAUGAACUUGUCCGAGUGGUUUCCACAGCAGAGGAUGAAGACGAAACGCGAGGAGAUCAAGGAGCUGAUCCUGACGCUGCAGGCGCAACAGGAGCCUAGCAUGGAGUCUAAAGAGGAGGAGACUCCGCUGGGCUCCUCUGAGGAGCUAGACGUUCAGGAGACAUCUGAAGUGAAAGGAACGAUGGCCAUCAGCCCUUGAAAUAUCCACACCAUCCAUCCAUCCCUGUGUGUUCCCCUCUGAACCCCACAUGGGCUGAACUGGAUCAUAUGCUGCUGGUCUCACUAAAACAUUUGUCACGUGGUCUGGCGCCUUGCACAGACAACCACACCUUCAUGUUUGUAUCAAAGACAUUCAAUGUAAAUAUGCUGGAGUUUUUCUGCUGCCUUUGUAAAAUACCGUUUUACCAAUC